AACUUGCAGCGGUGCGUGAAUCGACUCUGCCGCGAGGAGAGCGUUUCCAACACAGAAGUUUCUUUGGACGAACCGCUCACCGGAUUCUCAAAUGAAUAGGUCUGAAGCCAUUAACAGAAGCUUUCUGUGAAGACGCCGAGGAUACAUUACCUGCGUUUUUCUCAAAGCUUUGCAAAAUGAAGCUUUGGAGUUUUGUGUUACCUGUUGUCUUGUAUGCAGUGUCUGCACAAGGGGGAUCAAAGCUUCAGGAGCCGUGUGCAGGCCGGGACUGCAGUGGACCAUGCCCGUGUUUGCCCUUAAAGGGUAGCAGGGGUCAACCUGGGGAACCUGGACAGAUGGGCAGCAUUGGUCCUGAGGGUAUUAUUGGGGCCCCAGGGCCAGUUGGGCCCAAAGGAGAAAAUGGCCAUGUAGGACGCAAAGGCCCCCCUGGACCAAAUGGAGAUAAGGGCCCAAUGGGUGUUCCUGGGUUUUCUGGUAAUGAUGGAGUUCCAGGACACCCAGGUCAGGAGGGGCCCAGGGGACCUCUAGGUUUGGAUGGCUGUAAUGGCACACGAGGUGACCCAGGUGACAGAGCCCGUGAUGGAUUUCCUGGUCUUACCGGUGCUCCUGGACUCUCUGGUCAAAAAGGUCAAAAAGGAGAACCAUAUUAUAUAGAUCUUUCUGGACAAAAUUUUUUCAUCGAAGGCCCCCCAGGUCCAAUGGGAUUUUCAGGUCCAGUGGGGCCCAGAGGUCCAGAUGGAUUUACUGGUGUGCCUGGUCCACCUGGUCCUCCUGGACCUCCAGGAAGUCCAGGUCAAGGAUACAAAGGAGAGCCAGGAGAAAAGGGGGAUGUUGGUCCAGCGGGACUCAGGGGCAGUCCGGCCGUUCAGUUUAACGCACCAGCAAUAAGCACUAUCUACAAAGGAGAGAAGGGUGAUAAAGGCUAUGAUGGUACUCCAGGUUUUCCAGGGAGAUCAGGACCACCAGGCCCAUUUGGGUAUAGAGGUGAAACUGGAGAAAAGGGAAUCCUGGGCUUGCCAGGCUUAAGGGGUCCACCUGCUCUGAACGGUUCGCCUGGCCUUCCUGGGAUAAAAGGCUUCCCUGGGACUCAGGGUUUUCUGGGACAACCAGGUUUUUCUGGCCCAAUAGGUGACAGGGGAGACCCAGGUCCACCUGGGCCGAUUGUGGAACCAGAAGUUGGAAUUAAAGGUCCUCCAGGUGAUCCUGGCUUUCCUGGUUAUCCGGGGAUAACUGGAGAUACGGGUUUUCCAGGGUUUCCUGGUCAGCCUGGUUCUCCUGGAGCGCCUGCUUUUCUCACAGGUCGUCCAGGCAUCCCUGGGUUCCCCGGUAGUCGUGGACCCAAAGGACAGAGGGGAAACCGAGGUCGGAAUUCUUAUGGUCCUGAAGGUCUUCCUGGAAAUCAGGGCCUUUCUGGACCUCCAGGUCUCCCUGGGCCACCGGGCAGUACACCAAACCAGUUCUCCGCUGGACAACCUGGUUUUCCAGGUCAGCUUGGUCCGAGAGGACUUCCUGGAGACAGAGGCUUUAAAGGGUUUAAAGGAGAAAAUGGUGACUGCAACUGUUUGGGUGGAGGAACGAUUGGUGCACAGGGACCUCAAGGGCCUCCAGGGCCCCUGGGUAUUACAGGCCUCAAUGGUGCGAAGGGAGAAAUUGGUGAUCCAGGCUUCCCAGGACCCCGAGGUCCACAGGGCUUUGAUGGUCGUGCAGGUGAUAGAGGCUUUAGAGGGCGUAAAGGAGAGAAAGGUAAUACUUUCUUCCCAGGAGGCAGAGGACAAAAAGGUGAUAUGGGUCAACAAGGUCCUCCUGGACCACUUGGAGCAAGCGGCAACUCCGGAAGGGAUGGAUCUCCUGGCUUCCCUGGACAACCAGGCCCACCUGGGGAGCCUGGUUUUGGGGUGACUGGAGAUAAAGGUUUUCCUGGUAUUCCAGGGUCCAAAGGUCGUCCUGGUGACAGGGGUGAACCUGGUAUUGGCUAUCCUGGUGUAGCUGGGUUCAAAGGGUCACAAGGUGAUCCUGGAUUCAAUGGUUUUCCUGGCACACCUGGACCUCCAGGUUCUCCAGGUGACAGCUGUGGGCAGGCGGGGCUUAAUGAUGCCUCUUUGGAAGAGGGAGGAACACCACUGCCCUGCAGGAUUCCUGGUGAACUUGGAGAUCCAGGAUACUUUGGAAAACAUCUGCAACAGAAAACAAGCAAAGAAUAUUUACAUUAUCAAAGAAAAGAGAUGAAACGAGGGCCACCUGGAGCUAAGGGAUUUGAUGGACCUCCAGGCUGCCAAGGUUUUCCAGGGCUGAAGGGUGUGAGAGGAGAUCCAGGACCUCCAGGGCCUGGUGGAAUAAAGGGUAUACCAGGACUUCCCGGCAUCCCAGGGUCACAGGGAUUUAGGGGACCUCCUGGACCGCCUGGCAUUGGAACACGUCCAGGCAUACCUGGAAGACCAGGAAUAAAAGGGGAGAAGGGGUCUCUUGGAUUGUUGGGGUUCCCAGGAUUACCUGGUUCUCCUGGAGUCCCAGGUGGCCCAGGUGUUAAAGGUUUACCUGGUUUCGCUGGGCAGGAUGGCUUACCUGGGGGAACUGGAUCAAGAGGAACCAAAGGGGAACGUGGUGCUCCUGGUCUUCCAGGACCCUCUUCUCCAUUGUUUCCAGUAGAGCAGCUGGAAAAGGGUGAAAAAGGUGACCCAGGAGGUGGUGGACUGCCUGGUUUCCCAGGACAAAGAGGUGAUAAGGGUUUUCCAGGGCUACCUGGACGUGAAGGCUUUCCUGGAUCACCUGGUGUUGCAGACCAAGCAAAAGGUUUUCCUGGCCAGCCUGGACUCCCAGGUAUUCCUGGCUCCUUUGGCUUUCCUGGACCCAAAGGUUCAUCUGGAGUUAUGGGCUUCCCUGGCUUACCAGGCCUGAGGGGUGAUGAUGGUGUACCUGGGGUUCAAGGGUUCCCAGGCACUCCAGGACAGCCUGGUGGCAAAGGUGAGAAAGGUGAUUCAUAUGAAUUAUCUGGACCCCCUGGACAAAAGGGCGUGAUUGGAAAUCCUGGAUUCCCAGGUGGUCCAGGACUUCCUGGUGAACCAGGUGAUCCAGGGUUCCCAGGAGUCUUCGGAUUCCAAGGCCAGAAAGGUUUUCCUGGAGAGCCGGGAGGACCAGGAUUUGGUGGCUCACCAGGCCUCCCAGGCAUUAGGGGUCUCCCUGGUUAUUCAGGACAGAAGGGGCGUGAUGGAGAUCCAGGCCGUCCUGGAACUCCAGGUUCAUCAGGAGAGAAAGGUUUUCCGGGAUCACCUGGUUUAGAUGGACUCAAUGGUCUUCCAGGAUCCAAGGGGCUGUCUGGAGUUCCAGGUGUGACUGAAGGUGUUCGGCCUGGAGCUCCUGGUGGGAAUGGCCUGAAGGGAGAGAGAGGCACAUCACAGCCCGGAGCACUUGGGCGCCCUGGAGAAAAAGGAUCCAGAGGAGACCCUGGUGCCACUGGUUUGAGAGGCUUCCCUGGUAAUCCAGGCCCCCCUGGCCCGCCUAGACCUUCUAAUAUCCCAGGUCCUCCCGGAGACCCUGGACUUCCAGGAUUAGAUGGACGAGAAGGUCCCUUUGGCCCUCCUGGCCUACCUGGUCCACCAGGCCCUGGAACAGUCCAAGGAGACAGGGGAGAUGCUGGACUUCCUGGGCGACCAGGAAUACCAGGACCACGUGGAGACCCCGGUGGUUUUGGAGCCCCUGGAUUACAAGGCAGUCCUGGUUUUAAAGGACAAAGAGGUGACCCUGGAUUUAGUGGUGUACGUGGACCACCAGGGUUACCUGGAGAACCAGGAGAUUUUGGCAGGAAUGGACCCAAAGGAUUAAAGGGUUUUCCCGGUCUUAAGGGACUUCCAGGUGUUGUGUUCCCACGUAACAUAACCAGCAGUAUGCCGUUUGGGGAACGGGGCCCACCAGGUCUUGAUGGGUCUUUUGGUCAGGCAGGAAUUCCAGGCCUGCCAGGCAGUCCAGGAGGCCCAGGUCCCAAAGGACUCAGAGGGCCAGUGGGUAGACUUGGUCCUGUUGGUGCAGCUGGAUCUCCUGGAACUUUUGGUGACCCCGGACCUCCAGGAAUCCAAGGACCCACAGGAACCCAAGGAACCCGUGGCUCACCAGGAAUGCAAGGUCUUCCUGGUCCACCGGUGCGCAGUACCAGUAUUGGUUAUACUUUGGUGAAACACAGUCAGUCCAGCCAGGUGCCCAUGUGUCCUCAAGGCAUGUCCAAGCUGUGGGAGGGAUACAGUUUGCUCUAUGUGGAGGGGCAGGAGAAAGCACACAACCAGGACCUGGGAUUGCCCGGCUCCUGCCUGCCGCAUUUCAGCACCAUCCCCUUCCUGUACUGCACAGUCAAUGACAUCUGCUACUACGCUAGUCGCAAUGACAAAUCCUAUUGGCUGUCCACCACAGCACCCAUUCCCAUGAUGCCUGUGGCAGAACAGCAGAUAUCUCAAUACAUUAGCCGCUGCUCAGUGUGUGAGGCUCCAUCUCAAGCAAUUGCUAUCCAUAGCCAGGAUCUCAGCAUACCGAUCUGCCCUCAGGGUUGGAGAAGUCUGUGGAUUGGUUACUCCUUCCUUAUGCACACAGCCGCAGGUGCAGAAGGAGGCGGUCAGUCAUUGGUGUCUCCCGGUUCUUGUCUGGAGGAUUUCCGCGCCACCCCCUUCAUUGAGUGCAACGGUGCCGACGGUACCUGCCACUACUUUGCCAACAAGUACAGUUUCUGGUUGACCACAGUAGAGCAGAACGAACAGUUCGUCCAGGGUCCUUCCCAGGAGACACUGAAGGGAGUUGAGUACCGGUCACGCAUCAGUCGCUGUCAAGUCUGCAUGAAGAUCUUGUAGCUUGUGUAGAUGCCCUGCAGGAGACUUAAUCGAAACAAUUGGAAGAAGAGUGGAUGAGCCGAGCAGAGGAGGAUAAAGGAAACAAACAUGAACUGACUGAUUUGAUUUCUUGGCCUUGAUGCCCAACAGUGGUCAUUUGAAGGGCUAAGGUGAGCCCACGGUAAAUAUCAGUGUUCGAAUGAAAAGAAGUGGAGAAAGAGAUUUUACUCUUUAUCUGUUUAUCAACAACGGUGCUAUGUUGUGUUUUUGUGUUAAAACUUUUUCUUUAAGUUGUUGGUCAUAUUCACGGCUACCUCAGAGAGUGCAUCCCAGACUCCCAGUGGAUGGCACGGAAUAAUACACCUUGAUUUUUCAAAAGAAUCCAUGCAGCGAUGAAAACAAUACUGCAUUUCAUGUAUAUGUUUUGGCUUCAGUAGCCUGUGUUGGUGCUUUUUUCGCAUUCAUGUUAACCAUUCGUUAAUCUUGUUAAUCUUGUUUACCAUUCAGCAAAAAUGGACAAACCAGCACUUUGCAAUCUUCAUGAACAAGAUUGUCCUCAUGGUUGUCACUUGAAAUGGUUAGUCUAACCCCAUGCAUAUCCUAUAUGAAUUGCACUGAACUUAAAAAUAAAUAUGUUAAAGUUCUUUCACAUGCAGUUGAUCUAAAUUCAUCUAGUUCACCUAGUGAUGUAUUAUUUUCUUUUAUUGAUGAGAACAUUUAAACAUCCAUCAAACAUAAAUGACGUGGAUGCUUAAUACCUUUCAGAUCAUUUCUUGGUCUUUUAAGGUAUAGCUUUUCAGCCUCAGUUAUUCAUUACAUGACCAAAAAUGUGUAUAAUAUUUUUUUAAAUAGACUAAUUUUAAGUUAGCCAGUCUCUUAGAAAGAUUGGUUGAUAUAUAUAACCACUAUGACCACUAAGCCUUUCAGUCUCUCAUUGGUAGCCCUGAGUAUACAUUUUCUUCUGUUUGUGUUUCAUUUCAUCGUGUCUGUAAGUGGUUAGAUUAUGGUUUAUUCAUUUCAUCCCCUUGAAAGAUGUACAUUCAAUUCAUUGUACAUUUAAUAAUAGGGAAAUAUUUAAUAAUAUUUCCCCUUUUAUGUUGCUUUUGGUUAUUUUCUAAAAUAAAACGAUGUACAUUUGUGAAGAUUGGCUGUCAGAAAUGGGCAGUUUGCUUAUGUUUUUACUGCUUUGAGACUAAAAAAAAG
This is a messenger RNA of Sinocyclocheilus rhinocerous, 6011 nucleotides long. RefSeq names its product collagen alpha-6(IV) chain-like. Bases 177 to 4829 code for a protein of 1550 amino acids. Gene Ontology annotation, molecular function: extracellular matrix structural constituent conferring tensile strength. The transcript has 45 exons. Gene Ontology annotation, cellular component: collagen trimer. Gene Ontology annotation, biological process: extracellular matrix organization. The record is from RefSeq and is a predicted model, not a curated record. Lineage: Eukaryota; Metazoa; Chordata; Actinopteri; Cypriniformes; Cyprinidae.